CUCCCCCCACAAACUCAAAAUGGAAGCCCUAACGAGCUCUGCGAUACUCGUCGCCCAAGACCCCACCUCUUCGCCGACAAGCUCGCCUGGAUCGCAGCCGCUCCCCUCCUGCCCGCCGCCUCUCAACGCCUCACGCGCGCCAACCUCAACUCUCUCCUCGCCCUUGCUCGCUUCCUCUCGAAAUCUCCGGCGCCCUCCGCCGCCUCCCGCUCUCCUCUUCUUGAUUUCCUUCGUAAUGUCCCUCUCCUUCGUCCUUCUCUCUGGCCUCAAUCGUUCUCCCAGGAUCACGCCUCCUCUUUCCUGAACGAUCUCUUCAAGUAUCUCGCUGCUGCGUGUUCGAUUUCCCCCGAUCUCGUCACUGAGCUCCAAUCUUUCUUCGGCCAUACCCUUCUUCUGGCGGCGAGGCAGUACAUUGCCGAUGAUUCCGCUGCGUCGAAGGCGAUUGCGAAGGCGUUUCUGAGUGCAGUCGUCAACAAUUGCCCUCCGAUCCUCCCUGCCGAUGCUGAGACAGUGGUAGAGUGCCUUCUCGAUGGGGUCGCGGUGGCAGGGACCUCAUCGACGGAGAAUUCGGUGUCUUCAUCAUCGUGGGAUUCGAAGGGGAAGGGAAAAGAUGAGAGCGGGGAGGUGAUGGAUGACGGUUCCAGUGAGGCGGUGAGGGAUAAUGGGAGUGGGACCCCCAGGAGGAGCGUUUCGGACCAGGUGUUGACGCCGACAUUGAGUAGUCAGAGUUAUGUGGGAAGGUUUGAGGAGGAGGCGGUGGAGGUGCUGGAGAGGAUGGAAAUUGUGUUCCGGUUGGUCGUGGAUGUGCUCGAUCCAGGUGGGAAGAAUGUGGUGCUUCGGAAUUUGGAGGAGGUUCGGUUGACGGCUACUGCUCAGAUCAAGUCACUGUCGGCAUUUCUUAAGAUGCGAAGACGUGAUUUGAAAGAGCAGGGUUCACAGCUCAAAUCCAGAAUCCAUGCAAAGCUAGCUUGCUGUCAAGCAGCUACAGGUGUCCAAAUUAAGAGUCUCCUGUCUUUACAUUCAGAUGGAAAGACUGCCAAGGAUGCAUUACGUCGAACACUUGCCCUACUUUUAGAUGCGGCAGAAGCUUGUAUAUUCUCUUCCUGGCGGAAGCUGAAAAUUUGUGAGGAGUUGUUCAGUGCGUUGCUGAACGGAAUCAGUCAAAUAACGGUCUCUCGUGGGGGCCAGCUGCUACGUGUUUUGCUUAUUCCAUUGAAGCCACUUGUAAACUACACAUGUGCGCAGGCCGACAUAUUGGGUGACAGCCAGGGAGCAAUGUUUGAGGCUGUUGCAAAGCUAAGUUGUGAAAUAAUUGAAUUUGGUUGGAGCAAGGAUAGGGCUUUAGUUGAUACUUUUAUCAUGGGGUUAGCUUCGUGCAUUCGUGAGCGGAAUGAUUACGAGGAGCAGGAUGGAAAAGAAAAACAAGCUGUUCCCGUUGUGCAGUUGAAUCUUAUACGCCUGCUGGCUACUUUGAGCGUUUCUGUUAAUAAGCGGGAAGUUGUGGACAUGAUUUUGCCCCUAUUCAUUGAAAGCCUGGAAGAGGGUGAUGCUGCAGUUCCAAGCCUAUUGCGACUCCGACUACUUGAUGCAAUAUCACAGAUGGCUUCUUUGGGUUUUGAGAAGUCUUACCGUGAGACGGUUGUUCUGAUGACAAGGAGCUAUAUGGACAAAAUUAAAAAUGUAGGUUCUGGGGAAAGCCAAACUGUACUCCCUGAAGCUCUUACAGAGCGUGUGGAGACGCUUCCUGCGGGUUUCCUUCUGGUAGCUUCACACCUUACUAGCUCGAUGCUCAGAGUUGACUACCGUCACCGGCUAUUAUCUUUAUGCUCUGAUGUGGGAUUAGCUGCUGAAUCAAAAAGUGGCAGGAGUGGUGCUGACUUCCUAGGCCCAUUACUUCCUGCUGUGGCUGAAAUUUGUUCUGAUUUUGACCCUGCUUCCAAUGUUGAGCCUUCACUCUUAAAGCUGUUUCGUAACCUUUGGUUCUAUAUUGUUUUGUUUGGGUUGGCACCACCUGUUCAACAAAAUAAACUUCCAACUAAACCAAUUUCUACUUCACUUAGUAGUACCGGAAGCAUCACUGGUGCAACUCUUCAAGCUGUCUCUGGACCAUACAUGUGGAACAACCAAUGGUCUGUAGCUGUUCAACGUAUAGCAUUGGGAACACCACCCCUAGUAGUAAGCUCGGUCAAAUGGCUUGAAGAUGAAUUGGAACUGAAUGCUUUACACAACCCUGGCAGUAAGAGAGGCAGUGGCAAUGAGAAGGCUGCUGUAGGGCAGAGAGUUGCACUUUCUGCUGCUUUAGGAGGUCGAGUUGAUGUGUCUGCAAUGAGUACAAUUUCAGGCGUGAAAGCUACCUAUCUCCUGGCUGUUGCCUUUUUGGAGAUGAUACGCUUUAGUUCUAAUGGUGGGAUACUCUCUGCUGGAUCCCCUUCAGUGGCAGAAAGAAGCGCCUUCAGUUGUGUGUUUGAAUAUCUAACCACUCCUAGCCUAAUGCCUGCAGUUGUUCAGUGCUUAACAGCAAUUGUCUAUAGGGCUUUUGAAACGUCAGUAGCCUGGAUGGAAGAAAGAACAUCUGAUACCGGAAAAGAAGCUGACAGAAGGGACUUGAUUCUUUCUACUCAUGUAUGCUUUCUAAUAAAAAACAUUUCUCAAAGGGAUGAACAUGUCCGUAACAUCUCUGUUAAUCUGUUAGCUCAGCUGAAGGAGAAAUUUCCCAAGGUUGGUAUUUACAUCUAUUUCAUUUAGGUUGUAACAUUGUCUCUUUAUUAUAUAAAAGAUUAUGGGACAAAAAUGCAGAUCUUAUGGAAUUCUCGCUGCUUAGAUUCUCUACUUUUUGCUGCCACUAGUGAGUUGCCUUCUGCUCAAGUCCAUGAUCCUAAUUGGGUCGGCACUGUCCGUUCUUUGUACCAAAAGAUUGUACGGGAAUGGAUCACUAACGCAUUUUCAUAUGCUCCAUGCACGGCACAAGGUCUGCUACAGGAAAACCUUUGCAAGCUAAAUCCAUCACAGAAAUUAGUUAUGGAUUCAAUUUUUUCUGAGACACGUAUUUGUAUGGGCAAGAAUGAUUGUUGGAGUGGUAUUAGGACAGCUAAUAUUCCUGCGGUUGUCGAUUCAGCUGCGGCAGCAUCAGGAGCAAUGAAGGAAGUAUUAGAGGGUUCUACCUUAGGGUCUACAGCUUCAGCGAGUGCCUCAGUGAAGUGUAAUCGCGCUGUAGAGAUUGCUGGUGUGAGAAAAUUGUACAACAAUAUUGGUGGAUUACAAAUGGGCAUUUCACCCGUUGGUUUUGGUGGUGGCCCUGGUGCUGGCGUUCCAUCACACCAGUCACUCGAUGAGAUGUUUUUAACAAGAUUCGUUCAACUUCUUCAACAAUUCGUUAGUACCGCUGAAAAAGGUGAAGCUGUGGAUAAAUCCUUAUUCCGUGAAAAUUGUUCUCAGGCUACGGCAUUACUUCUCUCACACAUGGAUGAUGAGUCAGAAGUAAAGUUGGAUGGAUUUUCACAGUUACUGCGGCUUCUUUGUUGGUGCCCUGCUUAUAUUUUAACACCUGAUGCAAUGGAAACAGGAAUAUUUGUUUGGACAUGGCUAGUUUCUUCAGCUCCUUCCUUGGGGGCUCUUGUACUUGCAGAGCUUGUUGAUGCAUGGUUGUGGACAAUAGAUACAAAGCGUGGCUUAUUUGCAUCAGGUACGAGGUAUUCAGGUCCUGCUGCAAAAUUGAGGCCCCAUCUUGUCCCUGGAGAGCCAGAAAUGCCGCCAGAAAAGGAUCCUGUUGAAGGACUUAUGGCUCAGAGACUUUGGCUUGGUUUUCUCAUUGACCGAUUUGAGGUAGUUCGACAUGACAGUGUUGAGCAACUUUUACUCCUAAGUAGAAUGUUACAAGGAACCAUGAAAUCCCCAUCACAUUUUUCUUGUCAUCCUGCCGCUGCUGGCACCUUCUUUACCGCAAUGCUUCUUGGUUUGAAGUUCUGUUCAUCUCAAGCACAGAGUAAUCUACAGGACUGCAGAAUAGGGCUUCAUCUGUUAGAGGACCGGGUCUAUCGUGCUGCAUUGGGAUGGUUCGCUUAUGAGCCAGAGUGGUUUGAAGGAAAUAUUAAAAGCUUCGCUCAGAGUGAAGCUCAGUCAGUUUCCAUAUUUGUACAUCAUCUAUUAAGUGAGCGAACUGAUGCCACUCUACUUGAUUCAUCUUUAAGAGGUCGUGGACGUGAAAGUGAUUUGAGAAACAUGGCUGAUGCGUGUCACCCUGUUUGGGGCCAGCUGGACAACUAUGCCGUUGGACGCGAAAAAAGAAAACAAUUGCUUACAAUGCUUUGUCAGCAUGAGGCUGAUAGACUUGAAGUCUGGGCACAGCCUUUGAAUAAAGAAAACACAUUAUUUCGUUGUACUAAAAUUGGAUCAGAUAAAUGGGUUGAACAUGUAAGAACUGCAUUUUCUGUGGAUCCUCGCAUUGCGCUUGCCUUGACGUCAAGAUUCCCUACAAAUUCAUCUGUUAUUGCGGAAGUAACUCAUUUGGUUCAGAUGCAUAUAUUAGAGAUCCGGACUAUACCCCAAGCUCUACCAUUUUUUGUAACUCCAAAGAUAGUUGAAGAAAAUUCAGUGUUACUACAGCAAUUGCCACAUUGGGCGCCUUGUUCCAUUACUCAAGCUCUUGAAUUCUUAAGUCCUGCAUAUAAGGGCCAUCCACGUGUCAUGGCAUAUGUCCUUAGGGUUUUGGAGUCGUAUCCUCCUGAACGAGUAUUAUUUUUUAUGCCGCAACUUGUGCAGGCUCUCCGCUAUGAUGAAGGGAAGUUAGUGGAAAGAUACUUGCUUGAAGCUGCUCAUAGAAGUAAUUUAUUUGCUCAUAUUUUGAUAUGGCAUCUUCAGGGUGAAUCUUCUCCUGAAGAAUCUGAGAAUGAUGGGACUCUUCUCAAGAUCAAUUCCUUUCAAGCAAUGCUCCCUGUCCUCAGGCAAAAGAUCAUUGAUAGUUUCACUCCUGAAGCUCGUGAUCUAUUUCAAAGGCAAUUUGACUUUUUCAACAAAGUCACAAAUAUUUCUGGUGUUCUUUUUCAAGAAUUAUUCUCUUUUUUUAUUGAUAUGCUCAGGGAACUGGAGAAGAUCAGUGUGGAUGGUGAUGAUCUUUACUUACCUACCGCGCCAAACAGACUGGUUCGAGGCAUUUUGGUGGACAGCGGGAUUCCCCUUCAGUCUGCUGCAAAAGUUCCUAUUUUGGUGAAGUUUUAUGUAGUUGAUAAAGAUGGAGAUCCUAACAAUGUACAGCCGCAAGGUCUCAUUUUCAAGGUUGGAGAUGAUGUCAGGCAAGAUGCACUGGCACUACAAGUGAUCUCUCUACUAAAGGACAUAUUUGUUGCUGUAGGAAUAAAUCUUUAUCUAUACCCUUAUGGCGCUUUACCAACUGGCUAUGAGAGAGGCAUAAUUGAGCUUGUUCCUGAGACUCGGAGCAGAAGCCAAAUGGGCGAAAAUUAUGAUGGCGGUUUAUAUGAGAUUUUUCAACAAGACUUUGGGCCUGUAGGCUCUCCUGGUUUCGAAGCUGCACGUGAGAUGUUUAUUGUUAGCAGUGCUGGUUAUGCCGUUGCUAGCCUUUUACUUCAACCAAAAGAUCGGCAUAAUGGCAAUCUUCUAUUUGACAAUUUGGGAAGGCUAGUUCACAUAGAUUUUGGGUUUAUACUGGAGACAUCACCUGGAGGCAACAUGAGGUUUGAAAGUGCGCAUUUCAAGUUGAGCCAUGAGAUGACUCAGUUACUUGACCCUUCUGGUUCAAUGAAGAGUGACACAUGGAUCCAAUUUGUCAGUUUGUGCGUGAAAGGAUACCUUGCAGCACGGCGGCAUAUGAAUGGGAUAAUAAGUACCGUACUUUUAAUGGUUGACAGUGGACUUCCUUGCUUUAGUAGGGGCGACGCCAUUGGAAAUCUCCGGAAAAGAUUUCAUCCUGAGAUGAAUGAGCGCGAAGCUGCGAAUUUCAUGAUUCGGACCUGCAUGGAUGCCUACAACAAGUGGACAACUGCUGGUUAUGACUUGAUACAGUAUCUACAGCAAGGAAUCGAGAAAUAGAAGAGAUUCUUUUACUAAUUUUUUGUUUACCCUGCUUGUCGUGUAAUUAUCAUUCUAUAUGCUUCAGAU
Asparagus officinalis (garden asparagus) is the source of this 6111-nucleotide messenger RNA. Its product is annotated as phosphatidylinositol 4-kinase alpha 1-like. Lineage: Eukaryota; Viridiplantae; Streptophyta; Magnoliopsida; Asparagales; Asparagaceae. The record is from RefSeq and is a predicted model, not a curated record. Gene Ontology annotation, molecular function: 1-phosphatidylinositol 4-kinase activity. Gene Ontology annotation, biological process: phosphatidylinositol-mediated signaling; phosphatidylinositol phosphate biosynthetic process. Gene Ontology annotation, cellular component: cytoplasm; plasma membrane.